CGACAAGCUCCUGGACCAGACGCUCCAGUACCCGAAGCAGUUCGCUCAGGUGCCGACACUGCAGGCAACCACGCCGCUGACGAUCACGUUUGACGCGCUGGAUACGGCCAAGAAGCCGGUGGAGCUCGACCAGGCGUUCGUCAGCUUCCAGCACAGCACCACGGGCGACGAGUUUGCGUUCCCGGCGAAAAUGUCCAAGACCGGCAGCUACAAGAUGGACAUCAGCCGGAAGCUCUUCCGCACACACCUGGACGGGUCGCCGGGCGAGUACAAGAUUGCGCUGGUCCUGGGGUCGUUCGAGCACGGUGGGCUGUUCUAUCCGCUGGGCAAUGUCAAGGUGGGCGGCAAGCGCACGGCAGAUCAUAGGGUCGUGUAUGGUGCCCAGCCCGAGAUCCACCACCAGUUUGCACAGCCGCAGAAGAUGCCCAAUACUGUGGUAUCGCUGGCGUUUGCGGGGCUGACAGGAGCGCCGCUGCUGCUGCUGCUGGGCGUGUGGGCGAGGCUGGGCGUGAAUGCGAACAAUCUGAGCAAGGAGCCGGUUGGAUCAGCGGUGUUCCUGGGGCUGGUGGCGGCGUACAUGGGGCCUAGGCAGUGGCCUACUGGGUGGGCGUCAAGCUAUUCCCGACGCUAACGUACGCUAUUGUGCUGGCGCUGCCGACGUACCUGGCGGGACAGUACACGUUGUCAAGGCGGAUUGAGAAGAAAAUUUGAGCAGUUUCUGAAU
Messenger RNA from Linderina pennispora, 724 nucleotides. RefSeq lists its product as uncharacterized. Lineage: Eukaryota; Fungi; Kickxellomycota; Kickxellomycetes; Kickxellales; Kickxellaceae. The coding region runs from base 191 to 631 and encodes 146 amino acids. The record is from RefSeq and is a predicted model, not a curated record. Gene Ontology annotation, biological process: protein N-linked glycosylation. Gene Ontology annotation, cellular component: membrane; oligosaccharyltransferase complex. The transcript has a single exon.